Molecule: messenger RNA, 3900 nt
Organism: Pungitius pungitius (ninespine stickleback)
Lineage: Eukaryota; Metazoa; Chordata; Actinopteri; Perciformes; Gasterosteidae
Product: natural resistance-associated macrophage protein 2-like
Exons: 16
Coding region: 871-2652 (593 amino acids)
Biological process (GO): metal ion transport
Cellular component (GO): plasma membrane
Molecular function (GO): cadmium ion transmembrane transporter activity; manganese ion transmembrane transporter activity; iron ion transmembrane transporter activity
Source: RefSeq, a predicted model, not a curated record
GUUUCCUGGGUCAACUCAGGCUGCUUCCCUGGCCGUUUCUCAAUAUGCGUUCUUGUGUGGACUUUUGUUCUCGUGGACUCGUGAAACGUCAUCAGUCUCAGCCCGAGUACUGUUCCAAUUCUCAAGUCCGCAUCUGGCCGAGAACGGUCAUAAUACCCGGAUGUGGCUCGCCCCGCCCAUUUUACCGGGCAUGCAUCGAAGCAGGCUCGUCUGUUCUUGUGAGAGACAUAUAUCCCAGAAUGCAUUUCACCUCAGCAACAGGCAACAACGACAGAGGAAAAUAAACACAACUUUAUGUCGAAGUUUAUAAAUACUACUUUUUUAAGUAACGUAAUGUAAUUUUCUGACUGAAUAGUAAAAUAUUUAAGUCAAAAACUAAAAUAAAAACGUAUUAGCAAGACCAGCUGACGUGGUGACGUCAUCAAGUCAGCUGCUGUUCCAAUUGCGGAAAUGACCGUUCUCCGUUCUCCCGAACCUGCGAGUCAGGACUCCCGAGUCUGUCUCCCGAGUCUAUUCUCGCGGGAACGCGAGUCCGUUCUCGCCGUCUUAGGUAUUGAGAAACGGCACUGUCUCAACCCUGUCACGUGACAGAAACGGGACACCGGUUUCUUGCGCGAAAUGUCUCGCAGUACUUUGUCCUCCCUUGUUGUUCCUUCUCCGCCCCGCCCUCACUCACCUGUCCGGUAAAUCCACCCCCUCCAUUCGGUUGGGGGGGCGCGAUGUGUCACAAACGUGUCUCCGUGAAGACCUCAGUGAGAAUGAGACACAAGGACGCGACGAGGAGAAUGCGUCCUUUAGUCGGAAUGUAGCGGCUUGUUGAGUUUAUUGUUUCGGACGUUUUUUUUUGAACAGGGUGUAAAGACACUGUUAAUGUGGCAGAAGAUGAAGUUUCUGUCCUUUCUGCGUUCAGUCAGAGACCCGGUUCCUGAAAACAUCCACAUCGCCUCUCUGCCUCCCAGUGUUCCCACGGAUCACAAGCCAGAACCCACUGGAGGACAAGCCGACAGCGUGGCGGAGGAGGAGAGGGCGGUGAUCCGGACCACACACACACACAGAGUCCCCGGCCCUUCCUUCUUCCUCCAGAAUCACAGUAAUGACCCCGUUGCGAGUACUUACUUCGAACAGAGGGUCCCUGUCCCCGAGGAGAGCAGUGAGAGGGGCUUCAGUGUCCGUAAGCUGUGGGCCUUCACUGGGCCGGGGUUCCUGAUGAGCAUAGCCUACCUGGACCCAGGUAACAUCGAGUCUGACCUGCAGUCUGGUGCUAAAGCUGGCUUUAAGCUCCUCUGGGUGCUGUUGACGGCGACCAUCGUCGGCCUGCUGCUGCAGCGGCUGGCGGCUCGGCUCGGCGUCGUCACCGGGAUGCACCUGGCAGAAGUCUGCAACCGCCAGUACCACGCGGUACCUCGGAUCAUCCUGUGGUUGAUGGUGGAGCUCGCGAUUAUCGGCUCAGACAUGCAGGAGGUCAUCGGCUGCGCCAUCGCUUUCAACCUCCUCUCCUCCGGCAGGAUCCCCUUAUGGGGCGGUGUCCUCAUCACCAUCAUCGACACGUUCGUCUUCCUCUUCUUAGACAAGUAUGGCCUAAGGAAGCUGGAGGCCUUUUUCGGCUUUCUUAUCACCAUCAUGGCCUUCACUUUUGGAUAUGAGUAUGUGACGGUGAGUCCGGACCAGGGCGAGCUGCUGAAGGGGAUGUUCCUGCCGUACUGCGAGGGCUGUGGCCCCGUUCAGCUGAGUCAGGCCGUCGGCAUCGUGGGGGCCGUCAUCAUGCCUCACAACAUCUACCUCCACUCUGCUCUCGUCAAGUCUCGAGAAGUGGAUCGGUCGAACAAGAAAGACGUGAGAGAGGCCAACAAGUAUUUCUUCAUCGAGUCGACCCUGGCGCUGUUUGUCUCCUUCCUCAUCAACGUGUUUGUGGUGGCGGUUUUCGCCGAGGCUUUCUAUGGCCGCACGAACCAAGAAGUGAACGAAGUCUGCAAUCAAACAGGAAGUCCUCAUUCAAAUCUUUUCCCCUUGAACAAUGAAACACUGGAGGUGAACCUCUACAAAGGGGGAGUGGUGCUCGGCUGCUUCUUUGGCCCGGCGGCGCUCUACAUCUGGGCCCUGGGGAUCCUUGCAGCUGGCCAGAGCUCCACCAUGACCGGAACGUACUCCGGCCAGUUCGUCAUGGAGGGUUUCCUGAACCUGCGCUGGUCGCGUUUCGCCCGGGUGCUGUUGACCCGCUCCAUCGCCAUCACUCCCACGCUGCUGGUGGCCAUCUUCCAGGAUGUGCAGCACCUGACGGGCAUGAAUGACUUCCUCAACGUGCUGCAGAGCAUGCAGUUGCCAUUUGCCCUCAUUCCCAUCCUCACGUUUACCAGUUUACCAUCUCUCAUGAAUGAGUUUGCCAACGGAUUAGUGUUUAAGAUCGGAGGAGGACUCGUGAUCCUGAUGGUGUGUUCCAUCAACAUGUACUUCGUCGUGGUCUUCGUGAGCGGCCUGGACAGCGCGUGGCUGUAUGCGCUGGCAGCCGUCCUCAGCGUAGCAUACCUGCUGUUUGUGGGAUAUUUGGUGUGGUUGUGUCUGAUAGCUCUGGGAGUUUCCCGCCUGGAUCCGACCACCAGGAGAGGGAACGACAUGACUAUCCUGAUGGAGCAGCGGCCAGAGUUUGACUCCUGAAUCAAAUACGGACCUUUAUUUCUACGGUGCAGCUGUGAGGAACCCGAUUGACCUUUUUGGAUCUGCUCAUGCCAAUGUAUUUAUAAUAAGGGUUCAGCAGAUUAAUGGAAUAGAUGUUUUUUGGUAUUUUCAUUGUUUUUAUAUGAAGUCACAGCCCAAAUAUUGACUUUACAGAACAUUUGAGAUGGGCUUUGCCAAUUUGACAGGUUUACAGGUGUGAAUUAGGUUUUACCUAAUGUUAACAAAUAGAUAACUUUAAACCUGACAGUUGCAAGAUUCGUCUAGUCCAUUUUAAUGUGGCCUUAAAGUAGGAUAACUGAAUACUAAGAAGAAAAAGUGACACAUUGCAUCACAGCGUAACUUUCCUGUUUUACACUAUAUCACUCUGAUAUUGCACCAUGACGGUCCUUUUCUAAAAUAAAAUACAGAAGACAUUACACCGAACACAUUAUGAAAAACUCUCAAUAAAAACGAGAACGGUAUUGGACAAAAAAUAAUUUGUGCACGGUGAAACCAUUAGGGAAUAAUAAUGAUAAAAAUAAUAAUACGUUUAUUUAUUUAUAAAUAAUGUAUGGACCCAGAUAACCAACGUAAACAACACAACAGCUUCAAGCAGCACAAAAAGUUAUAAUGACACAAAAACAUUUUGAAAGGUUGAAUUAAAUCAGCUGCGAUGCAGUUUUUACCAUGAACACAAGGAGGCAGUGCAGGCCGCCAAAGACACUGCUGGGACACAAUAAAUGUCCUACCACCGGAGCUGAACAACAUAUUAAAUUACAUGGUGUGUUACAUCACAUUUUAUGAGUUACAUCACAUUUCAUCUCGUCCUUACAGCUGUAAAGGCUCGGCAACAAAUGCAAUAGAAGGAGCUGCAGUGAUUUGAGUGCUUUUUCCCUGUGCAUUCACUUACAAUUUGACACCCCCGAGGCGAUCGCUUGCCUGAAGAUUUUCAACUAUUGUGCAACCGCAAGCGAGACCCGCUGGUUUCGGUGUUGCUUGAAUUCCGGCCUUGAAGUGCUUCAGCAUUUACAAGCCCACCAGAGGGAUAAGGCUUUUCUUUGCAUUGUGGCGGGCAGAGUUAUGUAAGAGAGCAGAGGGCUCUUCCCACCGCCCCUCUCUGUUUUUGUUUUUCUCAAUGAGCCAAUGUAUCCCUGCCGAGGCCUCACAGCCUGUCCAGUAGGCCCCUUUCCUGGAAACAUUGCCUAGCAGAGGCCACUCAGGGGCAGGCCUGCAGAAGUAGGAGGGGAG